This is a messenger RNA of Penaeus vannamei (Pacific white shrimp), 1434 nucleotides long. NCBI's taxonomy places the organism in Eukaryota, Metazoa, Arthropoda, Malacostraca, Decapoda, Penaeidae. The record is from RefSeq and is a predicted model, not a curated record.
AUGGUAAAAAAUGAAAUAUCUACAACUUUCUCUAAUGUGUUUUUCUUCCAAUUUUUGCCUGUGCUUCUUGCAAAAGUCACAAAUGUGGGACUGUUCAGUGAUGGUUCGCGGAAUAGCGGGAGACGGGCUGGCGGCAAGGUGCAUCAGUGUCCCUACUGUCCGUAUUCCACAGUUAGGAAAGACCACAUGCCCAAACACAUUCGUACCCAUACUGGAGAGAAACCUUUUACUUGCCCCUAUUGUACUUAUAGAGCUGCAUCUAAGGAUAACAUGAGACAGCACAUCCGCACGCACACUGGCUUGAAUCCUUACACCUGGGCCCUGUUUCCCAAAGACAAAACAAAGAAGGCUUGUGUGGGACUGAACAUUGAUGGUUCGAGGAAUAGCGGGAGAGGAGGCGUCGGCAAGGUGCACCAGUGUCCGUAUUGUGCAUACACAACUGUUAGGAAAGAUCAUAUGACAAAACAUGUUCGCACUCACACAGGAGAGAAACCUUUCACGUGUCCCCACUGUCCGUUCCGUUCAUGCACAAAGAAUACCAUGAAUAAUCAUGUUCGCAUCCACACUGGUGAAAAGCCUUACUCUUGUACUCUCUGUCCUUAUCGUGCUGUGCAGCGGUCAACUUUGAAAGGCCAUAUUUGUGAUAUAUGUUGUGGCAUAGCAUUAAUUCUUAUGCUGAGUUGGAAAAAUAUUAUAGAAUAUGGUGUAGAUCAUAGACAUUGCAAAGUGAAAUGGAACAGUGAUGGUUUGACGAAUACAGGAAGAGGAACUGGCGGGAAGUUGCACCAGUGCCCCUUCUGUACUUAUUGUACUGAUAGAAGUAACUACAUCACACUUCACAUAAGAACUCAUACUGGAGAAAAACCCUUUACUUGUCCUUCGUGUCCCUAUAGAUCCUCAACGAAGCACACUUUGAAUAAGCAUCUCAGAAUUCACACUGGAGAGAAACCCUAUGUUUGUUUAGUAUGUCCAUAUCGCACCUCUCAUAGCCUCAUUUUAUACUGCAUUGCAAAACUUAAAGAAAGAGUAGGGCAACUUUAUGCUCCCACACUUCAAAUAUUUCCUUUGAACACUGACUCUAUGCUCUAUAUAGUGUUUGGUUUGGUGGGACUGAACAGUGAUGGUACGAGGAACAGUGGAAGAGGAGCCGUCACCAAGGGGAACCAGUGUCCUUACUGUAAUCAUACCACAGUUAGGAAAGACCACAUGUCCAAACAUAUACGCACCCACACAGGAGAGAAACCUUUUGACUGUCCACACUGUCCGUAUCGUUCCUCUACAAAAUAUGCUCUAAACAAACAUAUCAGGGUUCAUACAGGAGAGAAACCGUAUGCUUGUUCCCUUUGUCCAUACCGAGCAUCUCAGAGUUGCUAUGAAACUUCCAUGGCCAGCUCUGUUAUUGCUGGAGUGUUUUGUACUUUGAUGGUCUUCUAA